This is a messenger RNA of Neohortaea acidophila, 1788 nucleotides long. RefSeq lists its product as uncharacterized. Gene Ontology annotation, cellular component: nucleus. The transcript is spliced from 3 exons. Gene Ontology annotation, molecular function: siRNA binding. The record is from RefSeq and is a predicted model, not a curated record. Gene Ontology annotation, biological process: regulatory ncRNA-mediated heterochromatin formation. Lineage: Eukaryota; Fungi; Ascomycota; Dothideomycetes; Mycosphaerellales; Teratosphaeriaceae. The coding region runs from base 232 to 1464 and encodes 410 amino acids.
CCAUCCAUUGUUUGUCUCAUUCACCGGCCGGCUUCUCGCACCUUCCUCAGCAAACACUUCACGGGUCGCUGCUUCCGCCUGAAACAUCACAAACCCUGCACGCGACCUUCUUCAUUUGCUUGUGCGGCCGUGUUCCCUUCCACCUUCAUCAUCCACAAUAUAUCACUUUCCUCACAUUCCCUCGCUCCCUCGCUCUCUUCACUCACUCCUUCUCUCCGCUCUUCAUCGGCGAUGAGCUUCACAUCAACAUCACCCAUCUCCCGAUUCUGGCACACCGUCACCACGCCGCCUGCCACCAAACAACAUCAACAGAAACACCAGCCACGCUCCCACUCAUCCACAACCAAACUCCUCAACAAGAUGUUUGUGCGCUCCGGUAACAACCUGCCCGCCGACCCACGCUACCCCGACAGCCUGGAAGAGCUCGGGUACAUGAUCGACGCCAAGGGCCAAGUCGUAAGUAUCGCACCCCCUCACUCGUUCUCCCCUUCAUACAUCUCGGAUUCGGAGCGGGCGAAUGAGGUGCAUCGCGAGGCACUGCACGCGGGUGUGCGGCGGGCGGUGAAGAAGGAUCUGGCGAAACUGGGAGUGAGGCCGAUCUACUGCGGCGGGCCAGAUGGCACGAGGCUGUCCGACGAGCCGGUGAAGGGAUCGCCGAGCCUCCCCAUUUUCACCACGGACUUGUCGGAGAUGCAAAACAAGCGUGACAUCAUCGUGGUCAUUGGUGAGCACAAUCAGGACCCCAUCGUCUGGGCGUGGAGGAGCGCGAUGCGCGAGGGCGGCUUGCAGGAGGCCACUGCGGUGGGUUUGGUGCGGAAGCUGAUGACUCUGGGAUUCGGCGGCCUUCCUUCGCGCGACGAGGCGGAAGCGGCUGGUGUCGCCAAAGCAGGCGUGACUACUUCCAACAGAAUCGACUCCGUGGGUGCUGCAGACGAAUCGAGCGCCACCCCUGGCCUCAUCCUACUCAACCCCGGCCAGCGCCUGUACUCGCCGCAAUUGAACGAGGCCAUGACUCAGGUUUCGUGGUUGGCGAGGCCCAAGCCUAACGCUCUGGCGCAGGCGCACAAGAUCGACAACGACCACAACAAGAUACCCGGUCAUUAUACUCCGUACGAACACGUCGGAACCUUCUUUGAUGGCAUCCUUGACCAGCUCAUCGUUCACGAGUCCAGCCUUCGUCUCUGGAUCGUGGGCAUCUCGGAUGGCGCAGAGGCUUUCAUCAACUACAUGGACGCCCAGCUCCAUCGCGACCACACAGCCAGAAUCGGUAGCAUGGUUUCUGGCAUGGCUUUCAUGGAGCCUGCGCAUGACCCGACGAUGCUGAAGAGUCAGACCACGAAGACCUUUUUGCACUCGACGGGCAAGUGCUGGAUCAAGUCAAGUAAGCCGAUGGGGACCUGGGUGAAUGCGCCUGGUGCGAUGAAGAAGAUCAACCACCCUUCGCAAGAAGAUCGAUACCGAUGAGCUCAUCUGGCCUGCCGUCAUGGACGAAGUGUUGGACUUCUUCAAGUCGAGGGCAGAGGAGGAGAACCUGAGGGAUGCGAUGGGCAAGGGGUUAGUUUUGGGUGGCUAAACCAUCCACGAGGUCGAUCUGGAAGUCUGGGAGGGGAGAGUGCGAACCAGGAGGUGGUAUAAGAGGGACGAGAGCUUUGGAGAGUGUCUAUUUUGAUGCUCACAGAUCGGGCAGUAUACGAUCGGCAGGCUUUCGUUUAGCAGCUUGCUUUUACUAUACCCGAGUCUGACUUUAAUGAGACUAUAGUUCCGUGAACGAACCCUCUCUCGAUUGCC